AUGAGUACAAGAGCACCUUCUAGAUCAUAUGAUAUGAUCAUGAAGCUUUUGCUUGUUGGAGAUUCUGGUGUUGGUAAGUCAUGUUUAUUGUUAAGGUUUGUUGAAGAUAAAUUUAAUACUUCAUUCAUUACGACUAUUGGGAUUGACUUUAAAAUUAGAACCAUCGAAAGCAAUGGUAAGAAAAUCAAAUUACAAGUUUGGGAUACUGCUGGUCAAGAACGGUUCCGGACAAUUACUACUGCUUACUAUCGUGGGGCUAUGGGGAUCAUUUUAGUUUAUGAUGUUACCGAUUCCCGGACUUUUGAAAAUGUAGAAACUUGGUUUCAAACGGUUACCCAAUAUGCUAAUGAUGAUGCUCAAAUCUUUUUAGUUGGGAAUAAAUGUGAUGAUGAGGAAGGUAGACAAGUUUCUUCUGAACAAGGACGUGCUUUAGCUGAGAAAUUGGGUAUUUUAUUCACUGAAGCUUCAGCAAAGACAAAUGAAAAUGUUGAUACCAUUUUCUAUGAAUUGGCUUCACUUAUUCAAGAGAAACAACCAGAAUAUUCCACUGCCAACGAUCAAUCUGGCGGUGCUGGAGGUGUUGAUGUAUCUAAACGUGUUUCGGGACUUACCAAUAAUUGUUGUUAA
Molecule: messenger RNA, 627 nt
Organism: Lizanozyma spartinae
Lineage: Eukaryota; Fungi; Ascomycota; Pichiomycetes; Serinales; Debaryomycetaceae
Gene: SEC4
Product: Rab family GTPase
Exons: 1
Coding region: 1-627 (208 amino acids)
Biological process (GO): protein localization to plasma membrane; regulation of exocytosis; protein secretion
Cellular component (GO): endosome; plasma membrane
Molecular function (GO): GTPase activity; GTP binding
Source: RefSeq, a predicted model, not a curated record